AUGAGAAAAAUACUUAAAUAUAUUAGAAAAUGUGAUCAUUUUGGGGCAUAAAUAAAGUUGAAUUUACAUCAUAAAGAAGCAUAUAAAUCUAUUUUGGGUGGAAUUUUAACAAUGAUAAUUGCUACAGUUAUUUUAAUGAUUUUUGUAAGAGGAACUAUUUCCAUGAUUAAACGUGAAAACUAUACUGUAUCUAAUGAUUUGAUAAAUUUAUUAGAUUUCAAGUUCAAAAUUACUGAAUUUAGAUCCUCCAAUGUCAAAGCUAAGUAUAAAUAAUUUUAUGCUUGGAUUUUCAAUUGAUCUAUAAUUGUAAUUUCAAAAGCCAAUAUUUAAAGCCUUUUACUCUUAAUAAUUGUAAAUACUUAAUGAUGAUGGAACAAGAAUUAAAAAUGGAACAUCCCUACAGUCUUUAGAGAAAUGUUCUCUUGAUCAUUUUAUUCAUUUGGAUUAAACUAAUAGUUAUAAUGUAUAAAUUUUAAUUAAAUACAAUUUUUAGUAAUUGAUAAAGGGUUAAGUAUAAGAAUAUUUUUGCUUGCCUAAAAAUUAUUCAUUAAUAUAACAAGGCACAUAUAAAUCAAAUGUAUUUUAAUUUGGUAAAAUUGUAUUGGUUUCAUGCAUUGAUGAGCCAGAUUGUGCAACAAGUAAAGAAGUAACUGAAUAAGGAUUACAAGAUAGCAUAGUGAAAAUUAGUACCUUAAUUCUCAAUACAUUGGUAAAUCUCAAUUAAGAACAAAGUAUAUAAAAAUAUAUAUAUACUGAUUUUUAUUUGGAAACAUCUUUUACCAAAACGACAAGUACUGAUAUCUAUCUUGAAAAACUGAAUGUAAAUAUAGAUGAAUCUCCAAUCUCAGUAUUAAACUCUAUAUAUCAAGACGAAUUGUUUUCAAUUUAAGAUACAAAACUAUCUUAAAUAUCUUCUAAUAUAUAAUCUAAUAAUAUAAUUUCUCAAUUUAUUAUUAGAUUGGCUUAAUCUGAAGAUAUUUAUAAAAAAUAAUAUUAUAAGUUUGAUGAAUUAAUAUCAUAUGUAGGAGGAAUAACUAAAUUUAUUGUCUUAGUAUUUGGUUAUUUUAUUACAAAAUACAAUAAAACAGGAUUAUAAAUUAUGCUUGCUAAUGAUUUAUAUUAAUUUGAUAUUCCAGAAACAAAAAAAGGAGAACUUACUUUUUCAUUUUAAACUCUUGUAACUUAAAUACUUGAUAAUAUAAAAUAAAUAGAAGAUAUUGCAAGUAAGUUUAAAAUAGGUGCUAUUAAGAUUCUAACUUUAGGUAGAUUUACAAAAGCAAUUUCUAAAACAACUGGAAGUUAAUAAUUGAUAUCAGCAGGUUCUGAAUGCCUCAUUACUAAUUAAAGUGUUUCUAAAAGAAAUGCUUUACUUACAGAUGAUGCCAUUAUAAAAACUGAAUAAAUUGAGUCAGUAAAACAAUCAAAUGUCACUUAAUAUGUUAAUUCUUCAAAUUUAGACUUCUAUAAAAAUAACUUUUUAGAAUAGAUUAUUAAUAUUAUAUUAACUGGUGAUAAGAAAUUAAAAUACAGUCUUGUAAUAAUAAUAAAAUAUCUGACGUGUUGGAGAUUCAGUAAUAUAGGUUAACAUAACAAAAAAAUAUUGAAAUAAUCAAAAAGCAUGAUUUAGAAGGAUAUGGAUAUUUUAGUUAUCAUUUAAAAGUUAUAAGAAAUGGAAAAAUUAAAACAUUUACUACUUAAUAAAGAAUAACUAAAAGUCUUUAAUUGUUUACCAAAACCAAUAGUUGGAUCUUCAAGGUUUACUGGGAAUGAAUCUUUUUAAGGUAUGACAGGUUAAUUUGAUAAAUAAAGUUUAACUUUAACUUUCAAAAAAAAGAAAUUAUUUGAAACACGUCAUUAAUAUAAUACUUCAAAAAAACUAAGAAAACUCUAUUCUGCUUAUGAAUCCAUUAAAUUAAGUAAUAAUGUUAAAAGUGAUUUCGAAAAAUUAAUGAAUCAAAAAUUGAUUGAUGUCCUUGAACCUCCAACUUUACUACAUAGUUUUAGCUCUUUGGCAGAAUUACAAAGAUUAGCUAAUUUAUAAACUGAUAAAUAGUCAAAAAUACCUAAGAUUUAAAAGAAAACAUCAAUCACUAUUGAUGAGUCUAGUACAAAACAUUUUAAAAAAAUAAAAAAAGACAUAAAUUCUUAUUACUUUAAACCUUAAAAUUAUUAAGUAAAAUCUAAAUAAGAUUAUAUUGAUGAUAUCAUAUAUGAAUAACAAUGA
Molecule: messenger RNA, 2224 nt
Organism: Paramecium pentaurelia
Lineage: Eukaryota; Ciliophora; Oligohymenophorea; Peniculida; Parameciidae
Source: the annotation of a GenBank genome assembly